AUGCGACGAGCUACGCGUAGCAAUGCUGCGUAUAGUAGCGAAGACGACAACAACGCUGGUCUCUCGGACAAGAACGACUCGUCAUCCGGUCUGGAUGUUGGUCAGCUUCGCCGACUCCAGAAAGCAAGAGGACCACGCACUAUCCGUCGACGCAGCUACGUCCCGAGUAACGAAGAGGAUGGAGAAGAAUGGAGUCGGUCAGAUGAAGAAUACCACAAACACCUCAAGCGCUCACUGCGUCGAGCGUUUGAUUUCUUCGAUCUGGACCAGACUUCGACGAUCGACAAACGCGAGCUUAGUCACGUGCUACGAGCGUUAGGUCACGAGUUCACGUCGAAAGAACUGGAAGCUGAAAUGGCGAGUGUUGACCUGGAUCGGAAUGGACAACUGGACUUCCACGAGUUUGUGACGUUCGUCAAGAAGCAGCUCGCUCAGAAAACGUAUUUAUUGUCGCAACAACGCGAGAUGGAGAUCCGCCAGUCCUUCCAGUCUCUCGAUACCGACAAGAACGGAGCUCUGGACGAGCAAGAGUUCGAGUAUUUGGUCUACAAAGUGCUGCAAGUGGAACUGUCAAUCGAGGAGCAAGCUGCUCUGCUGGAUUUCGUCGACAAAGACGCCGAUGGCUUGAUCAGUGAAGAGGAAUUUAUUGCCUUCAUGAAGGAGCUGGAGAGUCUGCAGCGUAAAAACAGUGGCAAAGGUGGCUGGAGGAAGCAGAGAGAGUUCAUCGAUUCUCUCGACGGCAUCUCUCAGCUGGCCUACUCUGCAAUGAAGAAGCUUGUGCGUGGAGCUCCCAUGGACAUUGACCGCAGUCUGCUCAUGUUUUUCGGCAUUCCUUCCAACUUCCGUCCAGCGAUCUCGUCUGCCGCGACGUGUCGGACACUGAAGCGCAACACGAUGGAGCAUGUGCUGUCAUUCCCUUCACCGCAGACUAUCGAGGCUUUGGCUUUGGACACCCGAGUGAGCGAUAAGAAGUCGUGGUUUACACUGAAUCGCCUUGAUACCAACAGCGAAGAGUAUCGAAUGCUACAGAUAGCGGAGAGUGUCGAGGCACAAGCGGUUGUAUCUCUCAAGAGAGCAGCGGGAGUGCCCAAGCCUUUUGACACGAGGGAAGAUGACGUUGUGAAGCGCUGUGUUCACGUGUGUUUGUUCCAAGAGCAAGAAGAGAGUUCUGCUACUGUUUCUGGCUUUGUGGUGGGUAAUGUGCACGAGAUCCCCGUGUAUUGGCAUCAGGGUGAAGAGGACGUGUGGGAAUUCUCAAAGAAAUCCACCAAGCAAGACAAGUACAAGUUCCUCGUGCGUACGAACGCGGUGAACGACCAUUUGUACUUGCUUGUGGAGUUUAUUGUGCAUCUCAGGUUAAAUGGGAGCGAUGACGAGACGAGUGUCGACGCAGAAACUCGAGAGAUGGUGUGCUGCUGGUGCAAGAUUCCAGCUCGACAGCUAUUGGCUAAACGCUCUGGAAUUUUACGUCGGAAGGAGAAAUUGUGGGGUGGCACAGCGAAUGCCCCGGUGGAUAUCGAGCAGGAUGAACUACUGCGGCGACGAACUGGCUGGCGGGCGUUCACGAAUAUGUUCACGAAGCCAUCUCCUCCACUCAUGGGCAUCAAGAGCGUUCCUAUUGACUUUUUGUCAGAAGAUCUGCAGCUUUUCGUUCGGAAAAUGCCGCCAAUUGUGAUAGCACCGUUCGUGUCGCUGCCGAUCCUGGCCGAGUACAUGACUCUUGUGAGGAAAACCCUCGCCUGUGUUACCAGCUCCUCUUCAGUUAUGACAUGCGAACCUGCGCUUAAACUGCUGCCGAAAAUCGUCGACGACCACGUCGCGCUGUCAAUUUUUCGCAAAGCUUUCGACUCGGAAGUGGCAGGAAUGAAGACCGGUGAGGAGCGGCAGCUGAAGUUCGAGCAGCUUGUGCUGCGUAUGUGGCCGUCGUUCGUGCACUGGCAGGAGCGUCUCCCUCCUUCGCUCCUACCUCCAGUCAAACUACCCGGCUUGCCCCCCAAUGCCAGAGCACCAGAUAGUGUUCCACCGAAAGGCGUAUCGGCUUCUAUCUCCACCACCGAUGAAGAAGAUCCUCUAGUGGCGGCCCAAAUGAGACUCAACUUGCUACAGAAAACAGCAGCAGGCAAACUUCGCCUGCAAGACGUCCGCGUGACGUCCACGCCAUUCCACGUGCGCGAAGUUGCCUUCCGCCGUUUGUUGUAG
This is a messenger RNA of Phytophthora infestans T30-4, 2199 nucleotides long. RefSeq lists its product as uncharacterized. Lineage: Eukaryota; Oomycota; Peronosporomycetes; Peronosporales; Peronosporaceae. Bases 1 to 2199 code for a protein of 732 amino acids. The record is from RefSeq and is a predicted model, not a curated record. Gene Ontology annotation, molecular function: calcium ion binding. The transcript is spliced from 7 exons.